Hymenoscyphus albidus is the source of this 2685-nucleotide messenger RNA. The record is from the annotation of a GenBank genome assembly. NCBI's taxonomy places the organism in Eukaryota, Fungi, Ascomycota, Leotiomycetes, Helotiales, Helotiaceae.
CCGGCAUUACUUUAUCUAGGCACAAGGAAGCCUGGAGACCCUAAGGAAACACCCCACCACGUGUCAAAAGCACACUUAGGUCCCGCGUACUCCUCGCCUUAGUAAAAGCAAUUCCUGGAUCCAUACUGUACUGUCUGUACACUCCUUCCAACGCAUCUGACUUGACGAGACAUCCCUCACCACUGGAUCCUUCCACACUACCUGCAGGUCGACAUCUCAACGUGUGCUGUGGAACUCGAACCCCCUGUCGAGGUGUCCAUGUUGGUGUGAAUGCUCCAAUGCUCGACAAUUCGCGGCCCAUCGUUGGCCUUCGCCGGACGCAUAGGAAAUCUCGGACGGGGUGCAAAACAUGUCGAGGUCGCCAUAUUCGAUGCGACGAGAAGUCGCCCAUUUGGUGAGCAAAUCUCGGCUACCUUCGGAUUUUGGAGACUGAUGUAGUGAUAGUCGGAACUGUGAACGAAGCGGGCGCCAGUGCCACUAUGGUUCGUCCAUCUAUAUUAUUCCCAAACAGCUGGGAAGCUCUCUCUCCACACCAAGACACUAAUAGCAAACAGUAGUCAAAGUAAAGGAUGAAGCGGGAAACGAACCACCACCGUACAACCUAAUAUAUAAUUAUCCUACAGUGGAAGCAGCUAAACUACCACCGCAAGAGCUCUUUCUCUUGCAACAUCUCUCUUCCUUCACUCCAGAGGUUCAGUUCAUAGACAACAAAUACUCGUCGUGGAUGCGUCAAGUUCCCUCGUGCGUUUCUUCCCCUCCCUUGGGCUUGGCCUAAGCUAACCUAGAAAGGAUGAUUGGCGACCAUCGGUUCCUGCUCGACGUUGUCCUAGGUGUAUCUGCGGCUCACCACAACUUGUCGGUUGGGGGAACUGAUUCAGGCCAACUUGCUCUUUAUUACCGUGGCCGAGGCUUGAAAGGCCUCCAGGACGCACUAGGAAACUUCUCGGAAUCAAAUGCGGACGCAGUUCUUGCCUCUUCAAUUAUUCUGACGUGGUAUUCGACUGAAUGGUAAGUUAGAAGAUGUAUUCUACGCAUCCGUUGGUUAAAGUUUCAUCAGGAAGGAAUGGUCGUCCUUGACCCACGGAAUUCACGCUAUCCAAUCAACGAUGCAACCGUAUGCAGAUAGGUCACAUUUUGUGACGCUCAUCGAAGAGCAAGCUAUUGUUCCCCCUGAGCUCCAGCCGUUACCACCAACUUCGGAGCAUUCAGCAGAGCCGAAUCGUAAUGAUAUCGAAGCCCUAGACGAGCUGAUUAGCAGACUGGGAGAAGUAAAGAUUUACGUUGAAGGGCACGAAGAGGAGAUGUCGCUUCUGGACAAAAUACUGGACUUUGCCCUUAUGCUGAAAGCCAAGGUUCCAAUGACUAGCACGGACGAGCAAUACUCAUCAUCUAGGUUGUUGCGGGUAGCAUUAGUGACCAUACCGGUUAACUUGAUACGUCGUGUCCGAAGAGACGCUCUCUCAAUAGUCGUGGCUGCCCAUUUUUAUGCAGCAGUGUUGGCAGUACAACCAUUGUUUCCGGCUAUGGGUGCUAUGGCAAGUUCCUCGAAAAUAAGCACUUUGGCUUUGCUAACUCGAAUUAGUUUUUUGGCCACCUCGCGCUUGCGCCGCUUACUGAACUUGGUAGACAUCUGGAGGAUCAGAGAAAUGAUCCUAUCGCAGCGAGGAAGUACGAUUGGAAUGCUGCCGCUAAGCACAUGCUCUAUCCAGCCGAGACUGUUAGACGCUUUCGAAGGAAGAUGGGCUGGCCGACUUCUCCGGAAUCUCUGAUACCGUUGCCUUAUAACUCUCUAGAUUCAAGCGCUGACUCGCCAAUUUCAAAUACUUGAAACAAAUAUGCGUAAUUGAAUCCGUUUCCAGGACAGGGCAUUUGGUGGACUUAAAUUGAGACGAUCGCAAUAUACACAAGCCUCGACUUUCUUUCAUGGAGUAUUAGCUUCAGUACAUGGGGGAUCGUCGUGUUCAGUUCGUUGGAAAUUUACACGCUCUUCCGACUAGCUUUCGCAGAAUGACAGUCUGCAAAGUCUGCAAGCUUCAGCAAAAUGUACUAAUAACGUCGACUAAGACAACCAUAUACAUAACCAUAUACAUACUUUCUAGAGUAUACCAGGAGGAAGAGGACGUGAGUCUUCAGGCCUCACAAAACUUGGAGGAUGAACUGCUAGAUGAAGCAGCGUGGAACGCGAUUAGAGCGAAUUUGUAGGCAUCUUGGCCGCGCGGGAUCAUGGAGUUGUGUACAUCGGGCAUCAAAAUGACAAGCUUUCGCUUAGCUAUGCAGAGAGAAAGGGAUUGGCGGAUUCUCACGAAUACGACCCCGACACUCACCAGAACCAAGCACGUCCAAAGCGCAUUCCUCCAUACUUCGAUGUUCUGGAUCAAAUAAAACGAAAUUGCACCUAAAAGUACCUUCUGUCUAUCUCAUUCACUCGGUCGAAUGUCCCUAUCGAACACCACUUGAAACUGGCACGAGUGGCUGUGGCUGAGCUUCUUACUGGAGAAGAGCCUUCUGAAGUUCAAUCAUUGGACGCUUGUAUUGCACAACCUCCAAUGACUGUGGAGAGAUGGAGUUGAGUUGAAGAACAUCGAGGUGGAUUGGUGGAGAGACAUGGCAGUAUGGCCUGUGGUUGGCUUGUGUAUAUACGACCUACGGCGAGAAAAUAUUAAAAUCAAUACAGGUUGACAGAGC